AUGUUCUCGCAAGCUCAUGAGCUCUUACUUGUUAUAUAUUCCCCUAUGACCUGGAACCAUUACCAGUGUAACACCGUUAUGUUCCUCACCUGUCUGUCGAGAGUUCUUUUGGACAUUCCCACACUAGCCUAGGGUUCACUUUAGGGCUUAUAAGGCCCUUAUGGCCACAACUGUGUUUCCAUCUCUUUAUUGGUCUUACUAGAACCCCUCUUCCGUUUGGUUUCCCAUCUUCUACAAUUUUUGUAGUUGUAUCUUCUAUUUUUGUUACAUGUUGAUCCGAAUUUCUUCUUCGAUCUCCUCUCCAUCUCACUGCAUCUUGGUGGACACUGGUAACUUGAUUUCACCGCCUAGUUUUUUUUUACUAUAAAGAUUUUAAUGUCUCCAUUUCAUCUGUUCUUAGGGCCUUAAACACUCUGGAUCCGAAAUAUGUCAGUUAUGAGUAAGUUGGUAAGAGUUAAAAUUACUGAUACACAAUAAUCUUGAGUGCGAACAUGUUCUGCAUGACUUAAAAGUAAAAUUGAUAUCUUCUGUUGUUUCUUCUACACAGAAACAUAUGUUUGAUUAUGUUUCUGUCAAUACUUUUAAAAUUUUCUGCUGGUUUAUGGUAUCGAAUGCUUUCUCGUAGUCCACGAAUAUCAGUGCCAAUGGUUUGUUGUAUUCUGCAGACUUCUCUAUCAGAUUCUUUAUCCCUAGUAAGUGGUCGUUCUCGUUAGUGCUGUAUUCGGAUCUAAAUCCAGCUUAUUCUUUAGGCUGAUAGAAGUCUAACUUAGCCUCCAGUCUUUUUUUGAUAAUUUUUGUGAAAAGUUUAUAAUAUGUGCGAUAGCAAAAUGUUAGGACGGUAGAUUUUUUAGAUCUGUUGCCUCCUUUCUUGUGUAAUAAAAUAAUGGCUGCAUGGAUCUAUUGAGAAGGGGUUUUUAUUCCCUAAGGAUAAUUUUAUUUCCACCUUGUUUGAUCAUCUCGAUAACUUGGGAUCUAGUCAUCCGUCAUCGUCAAGGGAUCUGUUAUUUUUCAUUCCUAAAAGUAUCAUUUUGACAUCGUGUGGUGUUCUGACAUUAAUUCUGAUCUCGAGUUUGUUAUUUUGGGAUCUUUCCUUUCGUUGGUGCUCUCGUACAUUUCGCGAUAAAAGAAUUCGACAAUCUCGACGAUUUCGGUGCCAUCCCUAGUAACGUUUUCUUGAAUUAUUUUAGUUUUUUCUUUUCUAUGUAUUGGUUUCUUAUGACUUUUCGGAUUGAUAGGUCUUUAUUUAAUUUCUUCAGUGUUGUGUAGUUGGAGUCGUAUUUUUUCACAAACUGUCUUCUUUUACCUAUUAGUUCUAUGGUCUUCUGGCUUAGUUUUUCUUUAUAGGUCUGAAAGAAUAUAAAAAAAUUUUCAAUGAUAAAAGAUGAAAGUACCUACAAUAAAUAUAUAUAUGUAUGUUUUUUUCCUUAUUAAAGAUAUCAGAAUGUAUGUUUAUAGUUAAUUUUAUGUUACCAAAUAAAGUGAUACAAAUACAAGCCUUUUUAUUAAAAUAGAACUGGUUUUUCUUUUCACAUUUAUAGUUAAAUAAAUUGUUCCAACCAGACACAACAUUUUUAAUUUUUUAGGAUAGUAAACUAUAUAAAAACUGAGCUAGCCGACGACUGGGCAGCACCGACAAGGAAGAGGAAAGCGAAGAAGGUGUUAAAAUCAAAAUCCACUGCAAAAUCAAAAAGAGUGAAGAAGGAUCCACCCAAGUAUGUUCCAAAGCAGAAGCCGAAUCAUAAAGCUCGUGCCUGGGUCUGCAAGAUCUGUUUCGAAGAGUUCGACACCAGAAAAAACAUGUUCGACCAUAGGAAGUUGUUCCACGAAGACAUGGAGGAGAAGUUUAGUAAAGAAGACGACGAAAAGUAUUCUUACGACCCAAUACUCGAAUGCUACACUUGCAACAACUGUUCGGCGGAGUUUCAGACGAAGGAGGAAGUGACGAAGCAUAUUGAAACUCACGAAGAGACUUACGAUUGUCUUGAGUGUCAAAUAAGUAUUUCAGGUGCCUUGAACUUCUCCGCCCAUAUGCAGCAACAUAGGACAGACAGGUUCUUUCCUUGUCCGAUGUGCACCCACACUGCGAGUAGAAAGUCUGCGAUGCUGACCCAUAUAACUCGCAUGCAUUUUAGGAAAUACGACUUCCAAUGUCGCACAUGCGGCAAAUGCUUCAACGAUGCAACUACUUUUAAAGAACACGAGAAUUACCACUUGGGGGUGAAACCUUUCUCGUGCAUAGUCUGCAGUAGGGAGUUCAUAUACUCUCGGUACCUUGUGGCGCAUCAAAUCCGUAAUCAUAGAGUGAGGGUUCUGGAUAAAGACUCCAAGACUCAAUGUCACAUGUGCCCUAAAAUGUACGCUAGAAGUGAGACCUUGGUUAAGCACGUGCUAACCAAGCAUCUUACCUUUCACGAAGGUCCACACGAGAAGAAGCAUUUGUGUGACGUGUGCGGUCAAGGCUUCUCCAGAACAGACAAGCUGAAGAUACAUUACCGCAAGCAUACAGGAGAGAAACCAUAUUCCUGCGUGUACUGCAGCAAGAGCUUUAUUAAGAAAGAUUAUCUAAUCAUGCACGAAAGAAUACAUAAUGGUGAAAAGCCGUAUGUUUGUGAUCAUUGCGGAAGGUCGUUUAAUCAAGGAGCUCCUUUGAGGAUUCACUUGAGAUCGCAUACGGGCGAGAGGCCCUAUAAGUGCCCUCAUUGUAGCACCGGGUGCGUUUCGAAGGGAUCGCUUAACGCGCAUAUUAGAAGCUGCUUGAAUUCCGCAAUGUAAUAUAGACAU
Molecule: messenger RNA, 2781 nt
Organism: Diabrotica virgifera virgifera (western corn rootworm)
Lineage: Eukaryota; Metazoa; Arthropoda; Insecta; Coleoptera; Chrysomelidae
Product: zinc finger protein 287-like
Exons: 1
Coding region: 1798-2772 (324 amino acids)
Source: RefSeq, a predicted model, not a curated record